Messenger RNA from Phyllotreta striolata, 2916 nucleotides. NCBI's taxonomy places the organism in Eukaryota, Metazoa, Arthropoda, Insecta, Coleoptera, Chrysomelidae. The record is from the annotation of a GenBank genome assembly.
GCGAAUAGCACGUGUGUCGGGAUAAACGGGAGUGCUGGAACGGAAAACUCCGCGGUUUUCGCGAGUUUCCCGACGUCGGGUGGCCAACGAAGUUGAGAAUUGUUACGAGGAACGGUUUAAUGGCUCUUCUUAAUUUUAUAUAAAAGCGACCAUAAAAUGGGACAACAGUGACAGCCAGAAAACUGUUGAGCGUGCGAUUGAAAAAUAGCGUGGAAUAAUAGAGAAUAAAUCCCUAAAAAUGUUUAUUCUCAUUGGACUUUCACUCGCUUUCAGUAUCGAUUGCAUCAAAGCGGCAGAGUUUAUGAAGACAAUUCCGAAAGGAAUUUGCACAGAUGGAUAUUUCCAAUGCGCUAAUCAUACAAUCUGCGUUCCUCAGCACCAAAACUGCGAUGGAAAGGAUGAUUGUCCCAAUGGAAGUGAUGAACAAGCUUGCGAUGAUCAGCAUGACGACGAAUAUUAUGAUCAUUUAUUCCGGAAGAAUCCAGCAGCAGAACAAGACGACUGGAGCGGAAAUAUUUGCUCAUUUGUGUACAAUGGUACAUGCCAAUGCCGGAAUGAAGAUUUAUAUUGCACACACCAAAACUUGGAUAGUGUUCCGGAUGAUCUUCCUUCUGCGAAGAUUUAUUUAUUGGACUUGACUGGAAAUAACUUCAAAAAUUUAACUCCAGAAUCCAUGAAAUACCUUUCCGAGCCGGUGGAAAAAAUGAUGUUGAGAUAUUGUAACAUAGAAGAAAUUCAUGAAAGGGCAUUCUUCCAAUUACAGGAUACUACAAGCUUAUAUUUAGAUAACAACUACAUCAAAUUUAUCCCGAAGAACAUUUUUCCGAUCCGAAAUAAAUUACAGCUUCUGUCUUUUAUGUUCAACCACAUAACGAAGAUUAGCACAGAUGCAUUUGCCAAUCUCAAGCACCUCAUAGAAUUAGAUUUGAGAUCAAACAAGAUAUCAGAAAUAGAUUCAGAAGUAUUUGAACCUUUAGUAAACCUCAAAAUUCUUUAUUUACAAAAGAAUGCAAUAUCGCACGUGAAAGUUAAUAGUUUUCCCAAUUUGCCAUUGGUGCAAUUAUCCCUAAUGGAGAACAAAAUCAACGAGAUGGAUCCGGGAUGUUUUUCGAAUUUAACGAGUUUGAAAAGUUUAUUUUUAUCGACAAAUCGCUUAACUGAACUGAAAAACGGAACAUUCGCCAAUUUAUCUUCCUUGGAAGCAUUGACAUUAAAUAACAAUUUUAUUAAAUCAAUAGAACUGGGGGUAUUCGAAGAUGUUCCAAAUUUACAAUCUCUGAAACUCGAUGGUAAUCAAUUCAGAUCGUUGGAUAAGAGAAUACUGGAAUCAUCACUUAAUUUGGAAACGAUAUAUUUCGAUCGAUUUGAGAUGUGUUCUGGUGCUCAACACGUCAGAAAUUGUUACCCAAAAGGCGAUGGAAUAUCGGAUCAGGAGCACAUGCUGGCCAAUCCAGUCCUCAGGACCUGCGUAUGGGUGAUGGGUGCAAUAGGCUGCACCGGAAACCUGAUAGUACUUCUCUGCCGCCGUUUCGCGCCCAAAACCAACAUAGUGCAUUCCCUGUACCUCAGAAAUCUCGCCCUAUCCGAUCUGCUCAUGGGAAUCUACCUCUUCAUCAUCGCAGCCGGAGACUCCCACUACAGGGGAGUCUACUUGAAAUUCGAGUACAAUUGGAGGCACAGCUACACGUGCAAAUUAUGCGGUUUUUUGAGCACCUUGUCCUGCGAAUCCUCCGUUCUGAUCCUAACGCUGGUCACCUGGGACCGGUUCAUAUCGGUGACGCAACCGCUGGCCCGCAAGCAGCCCUCGAUGAAGAUGGCCCUGGUGACGCUCAUCACCCUCUGGUGCUUCUCCACCAUCAUCGCCCUGGCUCCGCUCGUCGAUUUCACCAAAGAGUACUUCGGCGAGGAGUUCUACGGGAACAACGGGGUGUGUCUAUCGCUGCACAUUCACGAACCCUACGCCAAGGGUUGGCAGUAUUCCGCGGCGAUGUUCAUCCUGAUCAACGCGUUCGCGCUCGUGUUCAUUUGCUACGCGUACUUUCGCAUGAUCAACGAAAUCAAAUCCAGCGGCGUCGCCUGCAGAUCCACCAGGCAGAGCCAAGAUACUGACAAGGUGGCCCAGAGAUUCGGUAUUAUUGUUAUCACCGACUGUCUCUGCUGGGUGCCUGUUAUUCUCGUCAAAAUAGUCGCACUUUCAGGAAUAUCGAUACAUCAAGACCUCUACGCCUGGUUGGCGAUCUUCGUGCUUCCUAUCAAUUCCGCUCUGAAUCCUGUUUUAUACACGUUGACGACGACGAUUUUCAAAAAACAAAUUAGAAAAAUGAUGAAUUCCUGCUGCAGAAAGGGCGCUGAUCAGCAGCAUACGGCAACGGACUCGGGCUUUAGCCUCAGUUUCGGGGUUUUUCCUAUUAGAGGAAGCACGAAAAGGAUAUUAGGUUAUAGGGGAACGCAGACUAGUAGUUUGACUGGUAGCAAAACGAGCUGCAAACGAUCCACAGCCGUGUAAAUUGAAUCAUUUUUUAUAAACCAAAAAUGUAUCAGUGUGAAAUUAUUGUACGUACAUGUUUCAGAUAUGUGUAAUAGACUAUGGGCUUGUACAUAAUUAGUAAAAUGCGUGCCAAUUAAAUAGAAUUGUGUAAAUCUGCAGUCAUAUUUUUUAUGUUUAAUUUUUUCCCUGCAAGAAAUGUAAAAAUUAUGUACAAUGUUGACUGUUUUUAUAGUUUAUAAGUGGGAAUAUUUAAUGAGCUAAUGAAUUAAUUUAAUUCAGAAUCAUUGAACAUGCAUUUGAUGUGUAUAGAUAAGAGUAAAUUUUAUAAAUUACAUAAAAAAGUUACACAUAAAAGUGAUCGAGGGUAUUCGUGAUAAUGUUUAUUAUUUUGUAAUAAAUUUAUAAAUAAGAAUGAAUAAAUGUUUAAG